AUGGCUUCACUUGACCCAACAUGUUACUUUGAAGCAACAAAAUCAGAGGUUUGGAGAGCUGCCAUGAAGGAGGAGCUGGUAAUGAUUGAGAAGAACCAAACUUGGAACCUGGUUGACAGACCUCAAAACAAAAAAGUAAUUCAAGUUAAAUGGAUUUUCAAGAAGAAACUCAAACCGGAUGGCUCAGUCUUUAAGCACAAAGCUAGGCUGGUUGUCAAAGGGAGCAAACCAACUCAGCUGGAGGAAUUCAAGAAAUCCAUGUUUGAUGAGUUUGAGAUGACAGAUUUAGGUGAAAUGGCUUACUUUCUUAGGAUGCAGGUUUAUCAAAGCUCAGCUGGAAUUUUUGUUAAACAAGAGAAGUAUGCAAUCGAAGUUUUAAGGAAAUUCAAUAUGGAGAAUUGCAAAUCAGUGGACAUUCCAUUGGUUCCUAAUCAAAAGUUGUCAAAGGAUGAUGAUGUAGAAAGUGUUGAUGAAGGGCAUUAUAGGAGCUUGGUUGGCUGCUUGUUGUACCUAACAGCAACAGGACCUGAUAUCAUGUUUGCUACAAGUUUGUUGUCCAAGUUUAUGAAUCAGCCCAAGGAAACACACAUCAAAGCUGCAAAAAGAGUGCUAAGAUAUGGAAUAAAUAUGAGGAAAACAAGGAGAAUAGGUCCAGGUCGUAGUGAUGCUUCGAAUGCACAAGAUGUUCCAACUGCACCUAAAGCUCUUAACCCAGCAACUGCUACUUCAAGCGCUCUGGGUUUAGAUGUUGUAACAUUGGAGCAUAUGAUCCAGGAGGUUGUUAAUAGAGCUUUAAGGAGAACCCCAUCGAAAAGUACAAGUACUCCGAUGACAACAAUGACAACCAAUGUGGUACCAAGUCAAGCAAUAGGGACGAGUACCUCAAAAGCAAUGGUUCUUCCAAAGCAGAUUGAACCGAUUUAUGGCCUCUCAAGUAAACAUCAGCCUCCAGAAUUUAGCGCACUAAUGAUCCAGUAUUAG
This is a messenger RNA of Pistacia vera, 981 nucleotides long. RefSeq lists its product as uncharacterized. The transcript has 3 exons. The record is from RefSeq and is a predicted model, not a curated record. NCBI's taxonomy places the organism in Eukaryota, Viridiplantae, Streptophyta, Magnoliopsida, Sapindales, Anacardiaceae. The coding region runs from base 1 to 981 and encodes 326 amino acids.